CCACACAAUGACUCACUUUAUAAAGGUUGGCAUCUGAGUUCCGUACCUGAUGUUGGGCUGUUGGAGAAAGACAUCCUACCUUGCACUGAGAAACACCCUACCUGCACUCCCUGAAAAACUGUGAUCCUUUAGCCCAGAAAAUCUGUUUCAUCAACUGAGUCUUCAACAUUGCACUUCCUUCACCAUGCAAGCUCUCCUGGGACUCCUCUUCUUCUCUCUGCUUCUUGCUACAGGUGCCUCUUUGCAGUGUGAGAUUUGCAAAGCCGUCGGACAAACCUGUUCCAGUGAUAAUGUGGAAUGUGAUCCUCAACUAGAUACCUGUGCUGUUGUUCAGUAUGAACCCACACCACCAAGCGUCAAUGUCAGCACAAUAGUUAAAUCCUGUCUUAAGAAGACUGAUUGUGAAAAAAUGAAGAUAGGGGAGUCUGGUGGAGAGCUUGGAAAAAUUAAAACGUUUGAAUGCAACAAGGCCCCUGGAGCAGCUGCAUCUCUCCUCCUUGCGUUCUCCAGCCUCCUGUUGAUGAAGAGUCUCCUGUAAUGAAGCGCUGACAGCAGUGCAGAAGAGCCCCCUUCUCAUUUCCAUGCAAAUACCUUCAGACCGAAUCACGUGUUUCACUGGAGAGAUCUGUUGUCAUUUCUGAUGUUUUGAGUAAGAACAAAUAAAGAGGAAGAAAUAAAUAAACCUACUCUUGUUUUGAGGGUGAGAGGGGUGAGCAAGGCCUGUAUUUCCAACAA
Messenger RNA from Podarcis raffonei (Aeolian wall lizard), 735 nucleotides. RefSeq names its product phospholipase A2 inhibitor and Ly6/PLAUR domain-containing protein-like. The transcript has 4 exons. Gene Ontology annotation, molecular function: phospholipase inhibitor activity. The coding region runs from base 185 to 538 and encodes 117 amino acids. Gene Ontology annotation, cellular component: extracellular region. The record is from RefSeq and is a predicted model, not a curated record. Lineage: Eukaryota; Metazoa; Chordata; Lepidosauria; Squamata; Lacertidae.